AAGUAGGAGGCUGAGUGAUAAAACAACUGCUUGUCCCACUGUUGGGGGCAAUCAGGGCAAUAUUGCUGCAGGGCCAGCGGGCUGCAGCAGGACAUUGUGCCUGAGCCAUCGUUGGAUCAGCAGCCCGGAAAGCAGAUGUGCCAAUUUCCUGUCCUUGAUGAUGAUGGGCCCUAAUUACGCCAGAGCUGUGGCAAUGUCCUUUCUUGUGCAUGACCCCUAAUUUGGUUUCGUGAAGUCGUCUGUGCCAGGUUCUUCCGGCUGCAGGGCUGGGGAACAAGUACCUUCCCAGGGCUUCUGAGCAGAGGAAAACAGACCCUCCCUUCCCGGAGAAGGAUGUCUGUAGCAGUGCCAAGCAGAUGCUCCUUCCUUCCACCUGUGGUCUCCACAUGUGUCGUAGGGCAGAGCGCAUGGAAAGGAGCCAUCCCUGAAGCAGGAUUGCCUUUGAGCUGGCAGCAGAUGAGUGAUUGGCAUUGGGCAGCACUGCUGAGACUCUGGCAGGCCGUUUAGCAGAGAACCUUGGCUAAUGAAUGUCAUCCACACCUAGCAGAUGUGCCACUGCCUGCCAUGCCAGAUUUUUGACAUAAUACAGGGCUGCUGGACACGACAGUGCUUGGGAAAAGCCAGGGGAGCGACUCGUGCCUUCAGCGUGGCGUUUGGUCCUGCUCGUGCUCUGCAAGAGGAACGAAACCUGCAGGGGGGAGAGCAGCACGUCCGCGUCUCCCGCUCCUCGGCCCUGCUCCUACGAUACAGAUAUACAAGGCAAACCAAAGGUUUCGGCUGCUAUUCAGUGCCUCCUCAUUUGUCCCAGAGCCGUAACAGUGGUGCCCUUUCUCUUCUGGCUGCUUUCCCCUGCUUCUGGAGCAGCAGUUAUGGGAGAAGCAGAUGGCUACUGAUUGGCUGUUUUGUAUCCGAAAUGACGACGAUCGGGGAGGGACCGGUAAACACAUUUCCACGCGCCCCUCACUGCACCGGGUCCGUCUGCACCGCGCGCCUCCCGCUCCGCCGCCCGCACGGCCCGGCCCGGCAUGGAGCGGCGCUGAGAGCCCGAGGCAGCCAUCCCGGAGCCGCCUUUGUGCCACUGUCGGGGCGAGGAUUAUCCCCACCGUCCCUGGGAUGGAGGACGCCGGCGUCCAGCGGGGAAUAUGGGACGGGGAUGCCAAGACGGUCCAGCAGUGCUUGACUGACAUUUUUACCAGCGUUUACACCACCUGCGACAUCCCGGAAAAUGCCAUUUUCGGCCCCUGCGUCCUGAGCCACACAUCCCUGUAUGACAGCAUCGCCUUUAUCGCCCUCAAGUCCACCGACAAGCGCACCGUCCCCUACAUAUUCCGGGUGGACACGUCGGCGGCCAACGGCUCGUCGGAGGGGCUGAUGUGGCUGCGGCUGGUGCAGUCGGCGCGGGAGCGGGAGGAGCAGAACCUGGAGGCCUACAUCAAGAGCGGGCAGCUCUUUUAUCGCUCCCUACGCCGCAUCGCCAAGGACGAGGAGCUGCUGGUGUGGUACGGGAAGGAGCUCACCGAACUGCUGCUGCUCGGCCCGGCCCGGGCCCCCGCCCGCACCAACGGCUCGCCGCCCUUCGCCUGCCCCGAGUGCAGCCAGCGCUUCCAGUUCGAACUGCCCUUCGCCGCACACCUCCGGUUCCGCUGCCCCAAGAGGCUGCACGGCCCUGACAUCGGCCCCGCCGCCGAAGCCGCCGGCGCCAAGGACGGCGCCGGCAAGGAGCAGGAGUCCGGCAAGUUCGGGAAGCCCGGCGGGCCGCCGCACCAUCCCUUCCCCGGGCCCGACGGCGGCCCCGCCGCCAGCACCAAGCCCUCCACGGACUUCCACAACCUGGCGCGGGAGCUGGAGAACUCCCGCGGCGGGCGCGCCGGGUCCCCGGGCCGGCCGGCGCCCCCCGAGGGCGGCCCCGAGGCAGCGGCCGGGAAGGCGAAGCGGCGCUUUCCCGAGGAGGAGGAGCGCGGGCCCGGCGCGGCGCGGGGCCGCUUCCCGGCGGAGCGGCCGGGGCUGCCGGCGGCGCCCAAGGAGGAGCCGGGCUGCGCCCCGCAGCAGCAGUACCGCGCCGCCGGCUCCUACUGCGGCCUGGAGGAGGGCGGGCGCCUCUUCGCGCCGCCCAGCCCGGAGACCGGCGAGGCCAAGCGCAGCGCCUUCGUGGAGGUGAAGAAGGCGGCCCGGGGCCCCGAGCCCGACGGCGGCCCCGAGGAGGGCCCGGAGCGCGGCUCCCCGGGCGCGGGCGGCGCGGAGCCGGGGCUGUGCCCCCGCGGAGGCGCGGGGGGCUCGCUGGCCGCCCGCCUGGACGGCGGCAGCCCGGCGCGGGGCAGCGCCUUCAGCACGGUGCCGCAGCUCGGGGCCGGCCCCGGGGGGCCCGGCGGCGGCGGGGCCGACGAGAGGAAAAGCGCCUUCUCGCAGCCCGCCCGCUCCUUCCCGCACGUCCCGCCGCUGGUGCUGGGGCCCAAGCUGGGCGGGCUGGGCGAGCCGUGCCCUGACGGCGCCGCUGCUCCCGGCCGCCUGUACGCCGCCGAGGCGCUGGCCGCCAAGCUGCCGGGCGGCGGGGACGCGGCGGGCGGCGGGGGCGGCGGCGGGGGGCUGCCCAAGCAAAGCCCCUUCCUCUACACCACGGCCUUCUGGCCCAAGAGCUCGGCGGCGGCGGCGGUGGCGGCGGCGGCGGCGGGGCCACUGCAGCUGCAGCUGCCGUCGGCGCUGACGCUGCUGCCGCCGUCGUUCACCUCGCUGUGCCUGCCGGCCCAGAACUGGUGCGCCAAGUGCAACGCGUCCUUCCGCAUGACCUCGGACCUGGUCUACCACAUGCGCUCCCACCACAAGAAGGAGUACGCGCUGGAGCCCCUCGUCAAGCGCCGCCGCGAGGAGAAGCUCAAGUGCCCCAUCUGCAACGAGUCCUUCCGCGAGCGCCACCACCUCUCCCGCCACAUGACCUCCCACAACUAGCAGGGACACCCCCCGGCCCCGGGGACCCCCGCGCGGGGCACCCCCGGGCCGCCCGCCUCUCCCACCCUUCCCCUUCGAUGCACGUGUUUCCACUGUCCGGGGAGGGGCGGGGAGGGCAGCGGGUGAGGAGGAGGAGGUGAAGAAGAAGCAGAAAAAUGAAGGUAAA
Messenger RNA from Catharus ustulatus (Swainson's thrush), 3109 nucleotides. RefSeq names its product PR/SET domain 8 (gene PRDM8). The record is from RefSeq and is a predicted model, not a curated record. Gene Ontology annotation, cellular component: nucleus. Lineage: Eukaryota; Metazoa; Chordata; Aves; Passeriformes; Turdidae. Bases 883 to 2943 code for a protein of 686 amino acids. Gene Ontology annotation, biological process: regulation of DNA-templated transcription. The transcript has 9 exons. Gene Ontology annotation, molecular function: protein binding.